ACAAAAUGGCGCUCGAUCACCCGGUAGUAGUCGGAGGAUGUAUUAAUUUGUGACAUAGCUUAAACACUAUUCAACGACAAGAACAACUACUUUCAGAAAUCCUCGAUCAAGCAAAUUUACCACAGGGAGUAGAAGGGAACAUUUCAGCUCGUAGUACGCUGACAUUUGCACCUCUUCUUCCAAGUUUCUUCAUCAAUUUAUCACAGUUGCAUCUCCUUUCAAUGAUUGCGCUGUAGGUUGCAUUGGCGAACAAUAUUGUGGAUUCACUGGUAAAAAUUAUGUGAAUUUUUCACGAGGUAGUUUGUUUAGAAUUUUUUUACAAGAAAGAAAGAUAAUGCCAAGACACUGAGAGCCGUUUCUUUCGGGACUACAAGAAAUGGCCUGGUAUUACGGUGUUAACAACUCGGAAUUGUACGGAUCGAAUUUCUCCACAGUGCUAGCGGAUGCACCACCUCCUUUGGAUGACACUUUCGAUGAAGACGAUAACGAAAUCGUUUUUCCGAAUGAAGUAAAUAAAUCAAAAAAGUACAGCGGGAAUUCGCGCAAUGAAAAAUUCAGUGAUAAAUCAAAGUUCGAUGGUGACCUUACAAAUGGUAUGAACAAGCCAGGAAAGCCAGAUCAUGUCGAAGAGGAUUCCGAUUUUGGUGACUUUGCUGGUUUUGCCGAUUUCGGGUCCGCUUUUGAACAGGAAAGUAAUGGAGAAUCACAAAACUGGUUCGCAAGUAAUGAAAACAGCAUCAAAACAGCAAGUGGUGAACCAGCCAAUGCUGACGAAUUCGCCGAUUUUGCAGCAUUUGGGGACGAUAAGAGCAGUAUGAAUCAAGAAAAAAUUACCAAUGGGGGUCUUAAUCAAGGUGAUUCAAUGGCUUAUGUCUUGAACAAUCAUGACAAAAAUGAAGCUGGAAAUGAAGGACUGCCAAGUAAUGGUUCUUAUGACAUUGAAUCUGAUGAUGAAUUUGGAGAAUUUGCAAGUACAGACUUACCUACAGUGAAGUCUGAACAGACCUCUUUAGAAAGUGACAGCAAGAGUCAUGAACUUCAGACAGACAUUGAAAUGAGUUCUCUGUUUCAAGGAAAAACUUGCAUGGAAGACAAAGUGAAAUCUGAUGGAGUCAGUGUAGUCAGUGAAGAAACGGGAGGUGUCAUGUCAGACAGUGAUGUUGAUGAUGUAAAAACAGUCAGCCAUUUACUAGAAAUCUCGACUCCAGAAUUCUCUAACAAGUUUAAUAAGGAAACUAAUCAUGUUCAAAAAGAAAUAUCAUCAUCCACACAGGAAGGAAAAGUUUUUCAUCCUGUCAUAAAGAAUGGUGAAUCAGUUCAGUUCAAAAGUUUAUCACCAGCUGAGACACAAGAAAACAUUGAAGAGGAAGAAAAGGCAGACAGUAGUUUAUCCAGAAAAUCUGAUAAGGUAAACAAUAUCAAGAAUAACAUAAGUGAUUCUAGUAAAGUUGAACAUGGUUCAGGUGGAGAAGAAGGACACGAAGAUAAUAAUUCAGAUGAGGAUGGAUUUGGUGAGUUUUCUGACUUCUCACGUUUUUCUAUGAGACCACCAUCAUUAGGUGAUGAUGAUGAUGAUGAUGAUGAUGAUGAUGAUGAUGAUGAUGAUGAUGAGAAGCAAUGUAAUGCACAACUUGAUUCACCUGGAGUCUCCAAGCCGGCUGGUAGUCAAGAAGGCACAGAUUCAUCAUUUAUAAAAGGUGUCUCAGUGCAAGAUGAAAAUUGUGUUAUUGAUGAUGAGGAUGACUUUGGCGAUUUUGGUUCAUUUAAUGAAAAAUACGAUCAGAGCUCUAUAGGUGACACAGAUUUUCCUGUGGAGGAUUCUAAACAAAAGUAUUCACCCAAUGACAAUGGUGUGGCUGAAGUUGAUGAUGACUUUGGAAAUGUCCACUCCUCAAAUUCUGAAGGGAGAACUUUGCCAUCCAACAAUGAAGACAACAAUGAUUUUGGUGUAACUGAUUCAAGUACAAAAGAUUCCCAGAAAGAAACCAAUGAUGAUGAUGACUUUGGGGAAUUUGGUUUUUCUGAUUCUGCAGGGAAAUUGUUUCCUGCUGUAGCUCAAAUCAAGGACAAAUUUGGUGACUUUGAUCAUUUUGAUUCAAAUGGGGAAGAGCUUAAAAAAGACAAAGAUGGUAACAAUCACUUUUCAGAGUUUGGCUCUCCUACUUUGGAAGGAAAAAGUUUACCAGCCGAAGAUCAAGAUGAUGAUUUUGAUGAUUUUGGUUCAUUUCGAUCGAGUGCUGGAGAUUCCAAGAAAGCUGAUGACAACUGCACAGAUGAAUUUGGAGAUUUUGGUAAUUUUGAGAGCAGUAACUCCAAAAACUCCCAAAAGUGUGAGGGAGAUGAUGACUUUGGGGACUUCAGCAAUUUUGAGUCAAAUACGAAAGUUACCCAGGAAGAUGAUUCCAACUACAACAGCUUUGGAGACUUUGGUGCAUUUGAUUCCAAUGAAAAGGAUUCACGAGAAAAGAAUGAAAGUGAAUUUGGAAGCUUUGGUAGUUUUGAAUUCAAAGUGAUAGAUGCACCAAAAGAGAAUGACAAGAACUUAAACAAUGUUGUCAAGUCUACUGACAAUACUGAAGAUUUUAGAACUUCUGAUGGGCAGCUAAAUGUAAAAAUGAAGAAAAAUGCUAACGAACCCAACAAAAAUGAUGUUUUUGGUGUUUUUAAUGGUGAAAGUAAAGAAGAUGAUAGUAGUUUUGCCUCAUUCUCUGCCUCAAAGACUCUUACAGAAUCCCCCAGGGAGGAUAUUGUCCCAAAAGAAAAGUCAGGAGGAAGUCUUUAUUUUGUUCCUGGUGAUAGUGUUAUCAUAAGGCAAGUGGGAGAUCCAGUUUCACUGUGCUUUUCCUCAGAAGUGAGGCAUAUUUCACAAUUUCAAUGUGAUGUUCUGUCUAUGAAAGUCAAGAAAGGUUUUCAGAGUGAAUUGGGAUUGUGGCACCAACUAGAGCGUACUGAUAAGGAAGGCAGAAUACCCUUUCAUUGGUUGAAUUCCUUCAGCCAACACAAAAAAUUUUUGUCCUUGAGGAUACGACCAGACAGACCUCCUCCAAUUCAGGGUGGUUCCAUGCUGAAACCCACAGUCUCAUCUCAGUUUCCACCUUUUGGAGGUGGACUGGCUGGAUCAGUGUUAAUGCCUGCACCUCUUGGCAAAUUACCAAAUUCUUCAUCUGGACUGGGUUUCUUGGAACCUGUGAAAGGAUCACACCUUCCAGUCCAUAGUAUUACACAGGAUAAAACUGCAGGCCAUCAUUCAGUUCACCCAGAAAUGGGUCUCCCAGAUCUAAGUGUAAGUUUAGUGCAAAUUUUGUCUUUAUUGUCAGAAAAGGCUCCAAGUAGGUAAUAAAAUGUGUGAUACUGUCAUACUGUUAAAUAGGUUUGGAUAUUAGUAUUCCUAGAGACUUAAGUCAGUGAAGUUUUGAAACUCUCCCUUGUGGCUUUACUAAUAGCAAUCUGCUCAUGGUAAUUUGUUUUUUGUUGUUUGUUUAUCUUCAGUAAGCAAAAAGCCCCCCUUCUUUAAGAAACUUUGCAUUCUUACAUAAUUUCUAACACUAUGUGAAAUGUUAUUUGUUUGGGAGUUACUUUUUGGGUUGUAUUAAUUGCAAAUUUCAUUUUGACAUAUGUUAUGAGGAUCGCAUUAUUUUCACUGAAUCUGUCACGCAAUCCCAGACUUUUCUAGAAUUAU
Stylophora pistillata is the source of this 3679-nucleotide messenger RNA. RefSeq lists its product as uncharacterized. Gene Ontology annotation, molecular function: clathrin binding. The record is from RefSeq and is a predicted model, not a curated record. Gene Ontology annotation, cellular component: AP-1 adaptor complex; trans-Golgi network membrane. NCBI's taxonomy places the organism in Eukaryota, Metazoa, Cnidaria, Anthozoa, Scleractinia, Pocilloporidae. Gene Ontology annotation, biological process: intracellular transport.